This is a messenger RNA of Alternaria hordeiaustralica, 1209 nucleotides long. RefSeq lists its product as uncharacterized. Bases 1 to 1209 code for a protein of 402 amino acids. Lineage: Eukaryota; Fungi; Ascomycota; Dothideomycetes; Pleosporales; Pleosporaceae. The record is from RefSeq and is a predicted model, not a curated record. The transcript is spliced from 5 exons.
AUGACAAGUAAUGCGCCAUUAUCUGCGUCGUCGAAGCCGCCACGGCCAAAGUCGCCGCAUUUCCCGCCCCACAAUGCUCCGCGCGUUUGGUUCAUCACAAGAGGCGCAUCGCCUAUUGCCAUCGCGUUAGCGCGGCAAGUGCUGGAACAUGGCGAUUAUGUUGUCGCGGGCGUUAUGCCGCUGGAGUUUGAGAAAAGAGAAGGCCAGAGUGAGGAUUUUCGGACGUUUUUGGAGGAUGUGAAACAAACGGACCGAUGGCGCGAGCAUUUGAGGGUCGUUGGGUUAGAUAGUAGGGUGGUCGGCCAAUGUCAAGCAGCUGUUGCUGAGGCUGUGGAGGCGUUUGGGCGCAUCGACGUGUUAUUGUGUGCUGCGAGCGAAGCUGUGAUCGGCUCCGUAGAGGAACUCGCGCAGACUAGCCGGACAAGAAGUCUGGUCGACGAGAUCUUUGAGAUCAACUUCUUCGCGAACGUCAACAUCAUCAAAGCCGUACUUCCGAUCAUGCGCGAACGGAAAAAUGGUCACAUCAUCGUGAUAACUGGUAUUACUGGCCAUCUGGGAACACCCGGUCUAGGCAUGUACUGCUCUUCUCAAUGGGCAGUCGAAGGCUACUGCGACAGCCUCGCCUACGAAAUCGCCCCCUUCAACGUAAAAAUGUCCCUCGUCCAAGCCAACAUGGAAGUCAACGUCCUCACCAACCGAAUAACCUCCGUCCCCCCAAUGUCCGAAUACCUACAAGGCGAGAACCCCGCGCCCCUAGCCCGCGAAAUCUUCUCCGGCCUCCUCGACAAACUAGAAAGAAUCAACAACCCGUCUGCCCAUCCCCCCUUCGACGAAAACACAACCAAUACAACAAAAUCCCCCGGAGACGAAAGCGUAAUGUCAGACACCAACCCGGAUGCGGAGCCCACCAUGGGCGAUUUGUUGAGUUCAGAUACGGUGACGAGUCUGUAUGCGCCGUUGCCGGUGGGGGUUAAGAGCAAUUUGAUCGCGGAGACGGUGCAUGCGCUUACGGCGAUUGGGGGGCAUGAUAAUCCUCCUGCGAGACAUAUUGUGGGGACCGAGGGUGUGACGGCUGUGAAGGAGAAACUGAAGACUACGAGUGAGGAGUUGGAGGACUUUAUUGAGGUUAGUGGCGCGGUGGAUAUUGCGCAGAGGGAUGGGGAGGGGAUGGUGGGGUUGGGGUUGGGGGUGGAUCAUGGGAUGAUAUGA